AACAGGGGUAAAGAAAAAGUCCUUUUAAAGUGGCAACACACGCAAACCCAGGCCGCUCUUUAUACGUUUUUAUAUUCCUACAUUAUGAACUUAUUUCUAAAACAGGCGUUCUGUUUUUUCUGUGCAGCGUAACAAACUCUGGUAAGCCCGUUUAACUCCCUAAAUAGGUUAUAAAAAGAUAAGCAGCGGUUUGUUGGUGUGCUAAAAUGCCUACUGAACUGAAGCAGAGGAAGAAGACGCAGGCACAGAAGCAAAGCGAUGAAGCAUCAGAAUCCUCAAACGGGAAAGAAGAAGCGCAGAAAGUGAAGACUGAAGCAGGAGACAAGACGGGAGCGAGCAAAACGUCCUUGGGUCUGGACUUUAAAAGUGUAAUAUGCUUGUUGUCGCUUGCAGCAUGUGGAGCUCUGAGCUGGGUGGUGCUGCAGCAGAAUGAGAGGUUUUCCCAGAUUGAGGAAAAAUACAGGUCGCUACACGGAAAAACUUCCAGUCUGUUCGACAUGGAGGAGGAGAUCAUCAGAGUUUCCAAAAAGCUUGCCGCCUCAGAGGAUGACCUACAGGAGGCGCUCUCCACCAUCUCCCUGGUGACAAAAUUCCAGCAGGACAUCUCCACCCUCCAUGCAGCUGUCAUGGCAAUACAGGCUGAUGAGAACUCCGCCUCCCGUGAUCUGGAGAAGGUUAACGCCCAUUUCCUCAAUGUGACGGAGACAUGGCAGGAGAGGCUGGCAGUCAUCAACUCCGAUCUGACCUCCCUCAAGUCUGAGUCCAGAGAUGCUCACGCCGGAGCCACUGAGCGGGUGAAUGAGGCUGAGCGGAGAACCCGGUUGCUGGCGGAAAGGCUGGAGGAGCUCGAGGACAGCACAAAGAGGAACGCCCGAGCCCUGGAGCGCACAGAGGAAGACGAUGUCAAGCGGGCGCAGGAUCAGCUGGACUGGAACACCAAGCAGAUCCACAAGCUCGAGGAGCAGAUGAGCAUCCUGAGCAAGAGGGAGGCCGAGCUGAGCUCUGAGCUCCAGGAGCACAUUCCCCGUGCGAAGGCUUGCGAAGAGCACCUGCCGGAGGUAGAGGAGGCGGUGCGCUCCAUCCUCAGAAUGGGUGGAGAUCUGAGCGGGGCGGAGAAGAGGCUGGAGGAGGUGACAUUGCAGGUGUUUGGCACUGAGGACAGCAUGCUGAAAGCAACAAAUGAAAUCCUUGAGAUCAGACAGGAGCUGGACAACCUGCAGGCUCAAAACAGCAUCCUGAAGAUGAAGAAUGAGCUGUCCGUGGUUAAAGAGGCGGUCCAUGAACUCACCAUGGUGUUGAGGGAAAGUAGGGUUGAUAGCCAAAUGGACCCUGACACUCUUGAGGGAGAGGAAUGGAAAGAGGAGGAGGAGUGGGAGAAAGAUGACGAGGAUAAACCAUCCGAGCCGCUUCUUGAUGACCUCAUUGAAUGAUGUCAUUGGUUUGAGUGGACUAGGGAAAAGGAGUGGGAAUGUCCUGUUUUACUUUUUGCUGUAAAAGCCUUUAGUUCAGUUCAGUAUUACUUUUGUAAAAUUUGUACCUCAGUUUAGUGUCAGAAAAGUAGGCUGAUGUCAACAUGAGCUCAUGGAAACAUGCACUGUAUUAUAGAAAUAUCAUACGUUUAGUUUUGUGCACCAUUUUAUAAAACAUGCCCGACUACUCUCAAGGUAUCCAUUUGCACUGAUACAG
Molecule: messenger RNA, 1686 nt
Organism: Archocentrus centrarchus (flier cichlid)
Lineage: Eukaryota; Metazoa; Chordata; Actinopteri; Cichliformes; Cichlidae
Gene: ikbip
Product: IKBKB interacting protein
Exons: 3
Coding region: 207-1430 (407 amino acids)
Source: RefSeq, a predicted model, not a curated record